Molecule: messenger RNA, 2322 nt
Organism: Spirodela intermedia
Lineage: Eukaryota; Viridiplantae; Streptophyta; Magnoliopsida; Alismatales; Araceae
Source: the annotation of a GenBank genome assembly
AUGGGCUCCGGUGUGCUCCCCUCCCACGCAAUCCUGUCGCUGCCGGCAACCACUGCGCCUCGUUCGAGGCUGAGGCUGCCAUUCUCCGUCUCCUCCUCCUCCUUCGCUCCGCAUUGUCUCUCCGUCGCGAGGAUCGCCACGAGCUUCACGCCCGCAGGAGCGGCGAGGCGUGGGAUUCUCUCCGCCGUCCGCGCUGCGGAGGAUGAGGACGCUGCUGCCGUCGCCGUCGAAGUAGGAGGAGACUCGGCGGAGGAAUCCUCGGAGGAGGGAGCUGCCGAGGUCCCAAGGAAGCCCAUAGUCAAGCUCGGGGACAUCAUGGGGGUACUCCCCUAUUCUUUCUCCUCUCCUCCCCCCUCCCUUCUUUCUACGGAUUUUCGGAGAUUUUACCAGUUUGCAUAAUCUACUGCAGAUUUUGCACAAGAGGGCCAUUGAGGCGUCUGAAACAACGAGGCCGGUGCCGGAGCUCAGGACGGGAGACAUUGUAGAGAUCAAACUGGUGAGUGAUUGCAAUAUCUUAAUCAGUUCAUGGCCUUUUCUGUGAUUCCCACGACCAUAAUCAACUUUUUUUUUCUUGAUUCUCCCGACCAUAAGCAAUCUUCUAACUCUGCGUCGAAUUCGCGAUUGUCAACAGGAAGUUCCUGAGAACCGGCGCAGGGUUUCCAUCUACAAGGGCAUCGUGAUGUCGAGGCAGAACGCCGGAAUCCACACGACAAUUCGCAUUCGGAGAAUAAUUGCGGGCAUUGGCGUUGAGAUUGUCUUCCCAAUGUAAGUUGCAUCUUUCCAUUCAUCUCUUCCUGCUACGCCUUGUUCCAUGAGUAGUAAGCGGAUGAAGAUCCACCAUUUUCCUCAAUGAUGACCCUCUUUCCUGCUUAAAACUCUCGGGUGUCGGUCCCAUUUCGUUGUCCUUGAUGUCUGAGUUACCUUCAUUGGCCCCUUUCCUACGAUCUGCUGUCAGAUAAACCUUCCCAAUGUGGUUUGAUGCGGUGAAACAUGUCUGAUCACUAAAAGGUCCAAAACCCGGUCAUCAAAUGGCCCCUUUCUCUUUCAGUGCUAGGUAUUGAUAGAUGUUCUUCUAGUCGCCCAUUCUCCGUUGAAUCCCCUUGUUCGAUCUGUCUUCCGUUUCAAUUCCUACAUUUUUUUUCUUUUCUCCCCCUUUUGGCAUCCGAUCUGUUCUUCAGGAUUUUUGCCUCCACCCAAUAUUCUUCCUCAUUACAUAGAGGCAUAUGGAUUUUUCCAAGGAGUGAUCGACUUCCAGUUGGGCCUUUCCCCCUCUCUCCUUCUGCUACUCCAUUGUUUGAGGAAGCACACGUUUCCCACUGAUUCAUUCUCCUAGUUAGGUUUGCCCUGCCCACAGGGGAUGAGACGCUUCCUAGUCAUUGGCUUGCUUCUACUCAGUGAAAUGCUCUGUUUAGAGGAUGCAGAAAGGAUUUGUGACAGCCGCUCGACCAAUUUUCGCUGUCGAGAACUUGUAUUGGAGCAGCCGUAGCUGACCUGAGAUUCAGAGGUUUUGGCAUUUAUUAAAAAUUGCUCCGCCAUUAGCUGAGGUUGACAUCGAUACAACCCCCACCCCACCCAAACUUUUCCCCCGUAUUUAUUUAUCUAAGGGAAAUGUUUGCUAUCUUGUCUAGGAAACUUUGGCCUCUUAUUUUUAUUUCUGGGUCGGCAAGAAUAUUAUUAUGGGGAAACAUAUGGAUUCUGAUCUAUAGACUCACCUCUGUGCCAUAAUGCCAUAUUCGGUCUUCUGACUGAGCUGUCGAGGACGAGGAAAGACGAGUCGGGUGAUGUGCAGGACAAGUGUGAGGCCUUCCCAGCUAUCUCUUGUUGAGAAGAUGGGAUCUGCAGCUUUCUCACCCAGGGAGAAGAUCAGGAACGCCAAGAAGUGCCUGCCUCAAAUCUGAACCGCUCAUUGAUCCAAGUAAAUAGUGAAAAUGUCAAACGGAGUGAAUAUGUCAUAAAGCUGUCAAAUCUUGAGAUUUUGUUUUUGUAGAUCUCACAGAUUGGAUGGGUUUUGUUAUCUUCUCAUGGUUCGCCCAUCAGUGAUUCCGUCCUCAUAUAAUUGAAGCAAAUUACUCUUUCAUUCUGCGGAUCAUAUGGCAGAAAUUCUUCUGGGAUGUCUGAAAAUCUCUGCUGUCCUCUUCCUCUUCCAUGAUAUUUCUUGCCUGAUUUCUCCUGACCAGAGGACAUAAACUGGUAUGUGAUGUCUCCCCUUUCAGUUACUCACCCAACAUCAAGGAGAUAAAGGUCGUCAAGCACAGGAAGGUUCGGAGGGCGAGGCUGUACUACUUGCGGGACAAGCUCCCCAGGCUUUCAACCUUCAACUGA